Lichtheimia ornata is the source of this 1296-nucleotide messenger RNA. RefSeq lists its product as uncharacterized. The transcript is spliced from 3 exons. The coding region runs from base 1 to 1296 and encodes 431 amino acids. The record is from RefSeq and is a predicted model, not a curated record. Lineage: Eukaryota; Fungi; Mucoromycota; Mucoromycetes; Mucorales; Lichtheimiaceae.
AUGACACGCGACGCAGAUGACUAUGACGAUCCUUGCCAGUAUAUUAAUAUACGCCUAAAGGAUGACAAAGACAACAAACUCAAAGACCUUUUCGAAAAAGGGCUUAACGCACUCUUAGCUGAUGAAUACUUUUUGCUGCUCUAUGUUCCUGAAAAUGGGGCCAAGAUGCAAAUUGUACAGCCUGCCACUGACUCAUACCAUCGUAAACGGAUGAUCAAAAGGAUCAAUGAAGCAACACGCAUUCCAUCUUUUUACUACGCCUUGUCACACCUUUGGGGAAUCACAGAAGACAACCGGCACAUGUGGGAGGAAAUCAGCGAAUACGUGGAUGACAUCAAUGGACAACCCGUCGAUCCUGUUUCCAUGCGAGAUGAGAAACGAGGCCCGUUGUUGGCAAUGCUCAGAGAUCAUCCUGACAGCUAUUGGUGGAUCGAUGUCUUGUGUGCACGUACCGAUACACCAUUGGAUAUCAUGGGUGAUAUUUAUGCAUGUUGCCUUGAAUGCAUUGCCAUGAUCGAUUGUGAACCUGGCCUGAUACCAAAACUUUAUACCAAGCAGCGUGUGAAAGAGGACAUCGUUGAGCUUUGGACGAGGGAUCAAACACGUGAAGAGAUGUCAUAUUUCAAGCAGCUUUAUGAAGAGUACCCCCUACUAUUGGACCAUUUAUUCGAAUUCUCUCAAAGUAAAUGGUGGCAGCGUGUGUGGACUUGGCAAGAGAUGGCGCUACCUUUGGGAGAGGUGCGCUUUAUAGCCGAAACAGGCACACAGGCACUUGAAGGAAACACCAUAACUAUGGAUGGUUUACUUAACAGUGUUAUGAACGCAUCAUGUAUUAUAUACUAUAUUGCCAAUGAAUUCGAUUCAGCACCUAUCGAAGAGGAAAAAGAACAAAGGCUGCUUGAAUGGAUCGCCGAGAUAACUCAAACCAGGUCAUUCAGCAAGCGUCGCUUUGAGAAAAGCGCACAGACAUUUUUGCAAUUAUUUGUGGCACUUGAAACGUCCAGCCGACGCUGUAUGGACCCUGUGGAUUAUGUCUAUGGACUCCUAGGCAUGUUCCAGAUCAAAAUUCCAAGGUUGUCCGAUCCCAAUGAAGUUUGGCAGACCUUCUUGUCUGAGCUUGAUGAUUACAUGGAGGACAUGAAGAACGAGCAAGUCCUGUCGGAAGACAACAACAAAGGAAAACUUGUUGGAAUCAAUGAUGAUGCAAAGCAAGUCGAUUUACGAAAAGCUAGAAACAUGGCUGAUGUUUACAAGGACAUUAUAUAUUUAGAAAUGAUCGAUGAUGACGAAGAAUAA